AUGUUCUCUCCUCACAAUGACCAGCACGCCGCAUAUACGCACUCUGUGCCCUCUUUGGCCUCUUCGGUUUCGUCACCCCUGCCAGGUCCCGCCCACUCUUCGAUUGCCUACAUCGAAAUGGGAGUGAGGCUUCAACGUCUCGAGCAAGACUAUCUAGAGAUGCACCGACGACUCACCGAACACGGCAUCCGUUUGGACGCGCUGCAGACCGACAAGACACCCACAACGACGACAGGUGAUGGCGAGGACAGCCGAGCAACACUUAAACGCCUCGUGCUUGAGUCCGUCUCUGCCACCCAUUCUCUGAGGGACGGAGAGCCCCCAGGUUAUGAUGUUAUUCGCAAAGAAGGCGAUUUCCCUAAUCUCAAAUUUUUCACAGAACGACAGUGGAACAAGUACAAGCGCGACAACCCAAAAACCACGCGCAUCGGGGAGGAACCUGUUCGCGGCAGGAAAAUGUCGGCACAGGGGAUCAAUCACACGGCUCCCUACGUCGAGUACCCCGACGGCACCCCUGCCGAGGGCGACUACAUCAACGACGCCCGCAAGUUCUGCCGAACCCUGAUCAACCUCGCCCGAGGAGUUCAAUACCCACUCCCCAAGAAAUGGGGCGACACUGACACUUGGUUACAGGAGUUAUUCCUCACCGCGCUCCGCAAAAAAUUCCCCCUUUUCCAGCUCUGCCACAACAACUCGAAAGGACACGCUUUCAUGUACUACACAUACUACGAGGCCGUCACGCGCAAAUGGGACAAAGCAAGCUCGCAAAACGUCGACCUCAACCAAGCUCUCCACACGAUCUCCGCCGGGUCCGACUUGGAAGAAUCUGAGUCGGAGUCGGCGCGUCGUCGCGACGUUCGUAGGACUGGGCCCUCAGAGAAGUCUACUUCGGUUAAGCGGCCCUCAGUCGAUGACGACGUUGUCGCCGGGCCCCGCAAGCAAGCACGCACAGACCCGGGUGUCCCCCGACAAAUUGUCGAAGCCCCUCCUGCGCCAUCAAAAGCAUGGAAAGGCAAGGAGCGAGCAGCUCCCAGGUUGCUGUCUGUGAUCGCCCCAGCCACCUCGAUCACCGCCCCUCCGGACUUGUCGCCCCUCCACCGUCUGUAG
Molecule: messenger RNA, 1107 nt
Organism: Dichomitus squalens LYAD-421 SS1
Lineage: Eukaryota; Fungi; Basidiomycota; Agaricomycetes; Polyporales; Polyporaceae
Exons: 9
Coding region: 1-1107 (368 amino acids)
Source: RefSeq, a predicted model, not a curated record